AUAGGAAAACAACCAAACGGUAGGUCUAAUUUCACACAGUUUCACCAAUCGUCGAUAGCCAACAUGCCUUAUUCAUUGAGCAGCGCCGCCACUUCCCGUCUCCUCUCCUCCCGUUCCGCCGCCGCUGUCUCUAAGCUUGCUUUCGCUUCUGCUUCUGCUUCCCUUUCAUUUUCUUUCUCUACUUCUUCUUUCAAAUGUCUCAGAUCCUCUCCGCUCAUUCACCAGAAGAGAUGCUUGGUGAAUGCGACGAACCGACAGUUUAACACAUCAGCGUCGCCGAAAUGUGCGGCUUCGGAUCCUGCUCAAUUGAAAAGUGCUAGAGAAGAUAUCAAGGAGCUUCUGAAAACCAAGUUUUGCCAUCCUAUUUUGGUUCGUCUUGGUUGGCAUGAUGCGGGUACUUAUAACAAGAACAUUGAGGAGUGGCCUCAAAGGGGUGGAGCUAAUGGAAGUCUUAGAUUUGAAGUUGAGCUUAAACAUGGAGCUAAUGCUGGCCUUGUGAACGCAUUGCAGCUGAUUCAACCCAUAAAGGACAAAUACUCUGGUGUCACCUAUGCAGACUUAUUCCAGUUGGCCAGUGCUACUGCUAUAGAGGAAGCCGGGGGCCCCAAAUUACGCAUGAAAUACGGAAGAAUAGAUGUCUCUGGACCUGAGCAGUGCCCUGAAGAAGGAAGGCUUCCUGAUGCUGGCCCUCCCUCACCAGCUGAACAUUUGCGAAGUGUUUUCUACAGAAUGGGAUUAAAUGAUCAGGAAAUAGUUGUUUUAUCAGGUGCACAUACCCUGGGAAGGUCUAGACCUGAACGGAGUGGUUGGGGAAAAUCAGAAACAAAGUAUACGAAAGAUGGACCCGGAGCUCCUGGAGGGCAGUCCUGGACGGUUAAAUGGUUGAAAUUUGAUAAUUCCUACUUCAAGGAUAUUAAAGAGAAAAUGGAUGAAGAUCUUCUUGUGUUGCCUACCGAUGCUGUCAUUUUUGAAGAUCCUUCAUUCAAGGUAUAUGCUGAGAAAUAUGCUGAAGAUCAGGAAGCAUUUUUCAAAGAUUAUGCUGAAGCCCAUGCCAAACUCAGCAACCUUGGUGCCAAAUUUGAUCCUCCUGAGGGUAUCGUGAUAGAUGAUACAGAGAAGUUCGUAGCUGCCAAGUAUUCUUCUGGGAAGGAUUUAAAAAACAAGUAUCUUGGUUUCUUUUGCGGUAUCUAUAAAUAACACAGGAACCGAACUCCCAACUAAAACUUGGAAGUCUAAAUGAAGUAGAAAGAAUAAAAUUCAAUUAGUGUAAUUGCAGACAGAGCUGCCAGAUGCUAUGAAUCUGAAGAUUCGGCAGGGUAUGAAGCGGCUGGUGGAAGCCCAGAUAAGCCUUUAAAGUCAAACUAUUUCCCAAAUAUCAUGAUUCAUGGUUGUGAUUGCUGUUUUAGCAUCUGUUACAUCUCUUGCUGUUUUAGCGUCUGUCUUUUGACUGCACAAAUUCUUUUGGUCGGUACUCCCUCCGCUUUCUGGUUUGAAUGGGAAUACAAUGUGGCAGUUCAUAUCAUGUUUAUUAGUACCGAUAUUUCCCCGAUAAAUCUUACUAUGUUGGUGGAAAAUGAUACAUAUUUUUGGGUGAAUCGGAAAUUGUUACGAUA
This is a messenger RNA of Mangifera indica (mango), 1613 nucleotides long. Its product is annotated as probable L-ascorbate peroxidase 6, chloroplastic/mitochondrial. Gene Ontology annotation, molecular function: heme binding; peroxidase activity. NCBI's taxonomy places the organism in Eukaryota, Viridiplantae, Streptophyta, Magnoliopsida, Sapindales, Anacardiaceae. Gene Ontology annotation, biological process: cellular response to oxidative stress; response to reactive oxygen species; hydrogen peroxide catabolic process. The record is from RefSeq and is a predicted model, not a curated record.